Molecule: messenger RNA, 843 nt
Organism: Brenthis ino (lesser marbled fritillary)
Lineage: Eukaryota; Metazoa; Arthropoda; Insecta; Lepidoptera; Nymphalidae
Source: the annotation of a GenBank genome assembly
AUGCAACUAAUACAAGAACAAUCCCCCGUGAUAACUGUAAAGGAUAUGAAGAUGCGAGAUGUAUCAUCACACAACUUCGAUGUGAAGGAGAAACGAUCAUCAGACGCAUCUCUGUUUAUGAUGAACCCGGUAGCGAGUGGUGAUAAUGUUGCAAUGGAAUUAAAUGCCAAUCAAAAGCAUAAAGAAGAUUUGCCAUCUUUGCCACCACUUGUUCCUUGCUGUGAGGGAAAAGAAUUACAGAUUAAAGAAGAUUUGCUACAUAGCGGCCUGUCAGCGAUAUCUGUGAAACAUGACAGCGUAACCCAUUGCUUGAGCAUGUCAUGCGCCUGCGAAAGGAUGCAAGUGCCUCCUGGACUUAUUAAGCACCGAAAUUCGUUCCGAUCUCUCCAUCGUCCAGACUUGAAGAGAGUGCCAUAUUUGCGGCGCUUGACGCCUGAUGAGCUCGAGGCGUUGUUUCGCGGUUAUUCUGCCACCUCCGCAAAACCAAAAAAGAAUGGAAAUUCAAAAGAAGGCCAGGAAUUGAAACUCGCUCACGAUAAAGUUCCAAUAAAUUUGGAUGACGGUAACGGAGUCCUAUUACAUCCUAUCCCAGAAACUAGGUCUGGCGCAGAGGAUGUGCCAGCCGGUAUGAGAUUACAUGGAGCCCGAGCGAGACUCUACACUUCAGUUUUGGCCGGAGUGAAGACUGGAGAUCAAUUGGAUAAUGCGUCUGCAAACGAAACCUUCGAAACCCAUAUCACGGAUAUUCUGCCUGAUGAAGAAGUCCAGCUUCACGAAGAAGUACAGAUCAUUCUCCCGCCGCGAUGCGACGAUAUUACCGCAGAAUCAUCUACAACUAACCCA